This is a messenger RNA of Colletotrichum chrysophilum, 1950 nucleotides long. RefSeq lists its product as uncharacterized. The record is from RefSeq and is a predicted model, not a curated record. NCBI's taxonomy places the organism in Eukaryota, Fungi, Ascomycota, Sordariomycetes, Glomerellales, Glomerellaceae. Gene Ontology annotation, molecular function: GTPase activity; GTP binding; translation elongation factor activity. The transcript is spliced from 3 exons. Gene Ontology annotation, biological process: translational elongation. Bases 1 to 1950 code for a protein of 649 amino acids.
AUGACGACGAAAAACAUCAAAUCAUUACCGCACGAGAAGCGCAGGGGCGAGGCUGCCCUUAGCGACUUUGCCGACUACGUCGAGAAACAGCAAGCCCUGCGAUAUCCCUCCGCCGCGAAGUCGACCGAUGCCAAAGCCGCCACCGCCGCCGCGGCUGGCACCGAGCACCAGCACGCCGAACUUGACGAGCUCUUCGACACCCUCGACCUCGCUGAUGCGGCCGGCCCUGGCGUCCGUCUCAAAGACCUCCUCCUGGCUGCCGACGCCGACAACGACGACGAAUCCCUGAAGAAGCUGGAGGACAUACUCAACGAGAGGAUAACCGAAGGCCACGGCGAGACCGUCUUCGAGCUGGGCUUCGAGAACAAUGGUGAUUCCAUGGCUCUGUCGUUGGAGCAAUGGAACGCCGCGUACACAAGAGUUCAGAGGGCGGCGAAGAGGAUACGAGCCCAUUGUCAGUUGCUCAUCACCAAGAAUGUUGGCGGCGACGUCGAAGCUCCGAGUGCCAAAUUGGGCAAGGACAGUCACUGCAGCGGCAAGAUCAUGAUCCGUCAGUCCCCCGCAACCGUCGAGGAUGUUCUCGAGACGAGGAUAGCCGUCGUUGGCAAUGUCGACGCAGGAAAAAGCUCUCUCUUGGGUGUAUUAGUCAAAGGCGACCUCGACGAUGGCAGAGGUAGAGCACGAGUCAACCUCUUCAGACACAAGCACGAGAUCGAGACGGGAAGAACCAGCUCUGUGGGCAUGGAGAUAUUAGGGUUCGAUACCGUUGGAGAGGUCGUCACCUCUGACACCCCUGGGCGCAAGCUGUCCUGGGAGGAGAUCGGGAAGCGGAGCGCAAAGGUCAUCACCUUCACCGAUUUGGCUGGUCAUGAGAAGUACCUGCGCACCACCGUCUUUGGCCUGCUCUCGAGCAGCCCCAAUUACUGCUUGCUCAUGGUAGCGGCCAACAACGGGCUGAUCGGUAUGAGCAAAGAGCACUUGGGCAUCGCUCUCGCUCUCAACGUGCCGGUGAUGGUCGUUAUCACCAAGAUCGACAUUUGCCCGCCCCAGAUUCUGGAGCAGACCAUUAGCCAGAUCACCAAGAUCCUGAAGUCUCCUGGGGCUCGCAAGAUUCCCAUCUUCAUCAAGGACCGCGAGGAGUGCAUAAACACCGCCACCCAAUUCAUCAGUCAGAGGAUAUGCCCCGUCUUCCAGGUCUCCAACGUCACUGGCGAGAACCUCAACCUAGUCCGGACAUUCCUCAACAUCCUGCCACAUCACGGCCGAUAUGACUCCGAGGCGCCGUUCGAGUUCCAUAUCAACGAUACCUUCUCUGUGCCUUUCGUUGGCACUGUCGUCUCUGGAAUCAUCAAGUCUGGUGUCAUCCACACUGGAGAUAACGUCCUCGUUGGCCCAGACUCGUUGGGCAACUUCGUCCCAACCAGUGUGCGCUCCAUUGAGCGGAAGCGCCUUGGAGUUCCUGCUGCGUCUGCUGGCCAGUCUGCCAGUUUUGCCCUGAAAAAGUUGAGGCGAAAAGACGUCCGGAAGGGUAUGGUGGUUCUGCCAAAACUUGAAGGACAGCCCGCCCCCAAGGUGCACCGAGAGUUCAUUGCUGAGGUGUUGAUUCUCUCCCACGCGACAACCAUCAAAACAAAGUACCAAGCGAUGCUUCACGUUGGCCCUGUGUCGCAGACGUGCGCGAUAAUAGACGUCGACCGCCCUUACAUCCGCACGGGCGACAGGGCGACGGUGGCCUUCCGUUUUGUGCAGAGACCAGAGUAUCUUGCUCCUGGGGAUAGAUUGUUGUUCCGCGAGGGCAGAACCAAAGGACUCGGAAUCGUCAAAUCGGUUGGAUACGACCCGAGCAAGCCAUUAUAUCCUCAUGGCGACGCCGAGAGCGGCGGAGUGACUAACAGCGGGAACGACGAGGAAAAGCCAGCAAACGGCCAAGAGGUCAGCGUUGGGGCUUAA